GAGGCAGCGCGUUGCUCCUGCCGGCCUCCAGGAGGGACCAACAAGGAGGAGACUCUCCAGCAACUUGGAAAAAGCGUAAGAGAAUAAGUGUGCUGCUAAUUGAAGCUUUUUAUGGAGGUUCACAUAAGCAGCUCAUGGACCUUCUCCAAGAAGAAAUAGGAGGCUGCAUCCUUUUUACUCUUCCGGCAAAGAAAUGGCACUGGAGGGCCAGAACUGCAGCUCUCUACUUCAUGCAGAAUGUACCAGCCAGUGCUGAUUACAGGAUCCUCUUUGCAAGCUCGGUGCUUAACCUGACUGAACUGGUUGCCCUUCGGCCUGACCUUGGCAAAUUGAAAAAGAUCCUUUACUUCCAUGAGAACCAAUUGACAUAUCCUGUCCAGAAAUGUCAGGAAAGGGACUUCCAAUAUGGAUAUAACCAGAUUCUUUCAUGUUUGGUUGCUGACAUUGUAGUGUUCAACUCUGCCUACAAUAUGGAGUCAUUUCUAACAUCGAUUGGGAAAUUUAUGAAAUUGAUGCCUGAUCACAGGCCUAAACAUCUGGAAAAGCUAAUCAGGCCAAAAUGCCAAGUCCUUUACUUUCCAAUAAAGUUCCCAAAUGUGAGCAGGUUUAUGCCAAAAAACACACUACCCCACAUUAAAGAAGGCCUCAAUGCUAAAGGAAUUGGAGAUACAUCUUUGCUUAUGGAGAUGCCCUUUCAAGAACAGAAGUGUGAAACUUCAAAUAUCAUCAAAACCAACAAUUUAGACCAAAGACCUGGACACCAAAAAGUAGAGUCUAGAUUUGGUUGCCCCUGGCCAGAGAGACAGCAUCUUUGUCAAGGAGAAGAGAGCCAAUGUGCCACUCCUCUUGGUCACAAUGUAGGCAGUUUGAAAUAUCAGCAGAGGCCUUUGCACAUUGUUUGGCCUCACAGAUGGGAACAUGAUAAAGAUCCUGAAAGCUUCUUUAAAGUGCUGAUGAAAUUGAAAAAGAUGGAACUGAAUUUUCAUGUCUCUGUCCUUGGAGAAGCCUUCACUGAUGUUCCAGAUAUAUUUUCAGAGGCCAAAAAGGCAUUGGAAUCAUCAGUGUUACACUGGGGCUACUUACCCAGCAAGGAUGACUAUUUCCAAGUUCUGUGCAUGGCUGAUGUGGUCAUCUCCACAGCUAAGCAUGAAUUCUUUGGUGUGGCAAUGAUAGAAGCGGUGCACUGCGGCUGUUACCCCCUCUGUCCGAAUGCUUUGGUCUAUCCAGAAAUAUUUCCAGCUGAAUAUCUGUAUUCUACACCUGAACAGCUUAUUAAAAGGCUUCAGAAUUUCUGCAAGAGACCAGAGAUUGUAAGGAAACAUCUCUAUAAGGGUGAAACAUCUCAGUUUUCUUGGGCAGCGCUCCAUGGUAAAUUCAGGUCUCUCCUCACAACAGAACCCAGGGAAGAUUUGUGACAGAUGAGGCGAAGUCACAAACUUGUGGCCGAAAGCAAAAUGGGGACAACUUUCCACGGUGUGUGUCCAUAUUUACCUGAUCAGAGCAAAAGAGGAAAAGAGGCAGAGGAAGCUCAGCCUGGCUGCUUGUCAUAGCUGACACAGAGCCAUCUGCCACAAACCUGUGGCGGCUUCAGAACUCCGAUCCCUGCCACCACUCCAGCUCAAAUUAAAUGCAGAUUCCCAGAGACGUUACGAUGGUUACACAUGUCCUCGGCAUCACAGGCAGGAGACUGAAAAAAUAAAUGUGGCCUGUUGUAUAACUAUGCUCAUGUAUCCCAUAUGUGGUGCCACAUUGAAUUUCCGGUGGAAUUUGUUUGUAUCCUUUGUACUGGAUGACACGGCGCCUGCGUGCUUUCCCUUGGCCGACGUGAUGGCAGCCAAGACUGCAACUUCAAACGUUUGCUACUCGGCCAGCUUACUACCUAGAGUGCCAGGUCAUCCUUGCAGCCUCGUUGUGUCCUCCAAGGGCCACAGGGUCUCGAAGGAGGACUGCUGCUCCCUCUCCAACCCACCCUCCCUGUCUAAUUGGGCAGAUCUCUAGGAAUUAUGGAGAGGCAGGGGUUGCUAUUUUUGCACUUCUUCCCACCAUCUCUUCCUCCUCUUCUAGCCUCCCCCCACCCACUUUCCUCCUUUUGCAAAUUAAUGACUCCAUGGCACUGGGGCUUUUAAGGGAAGGUAUUAAUAAGGAGGUCUGGCAGGUGAUCCCAGAGUUGCAUUUGCAUUUAAUUAAUCUUAAAGAAAGUGGCAAGAUAAACAGCUGUAAUUCAAACUAGCAUGGGAAAUAUGCUAUAUGGUGCCAUCUAUCCAAUGAAACGAAACGUUGGAGACUUGCUUUAUUUCUCUCAAGGCCAGUGAAUAGGCAGACGCCAGAAUUGUUCCAUGGGGUGUGGGGGGCAAAAGAGCUUUUCAUUAUGAAUUGAUCGCACUUCUAACAAUGAUACGGCAACUGCAUUGGUUGAUGUUAGAUGCUCCCAAAUUUCAGAUGUGCUCUAUCUUAUUUUUUAUUAAAAGUACCCCUUGAAGUGUUUGCUUAGCAUAUGCCAUAUGUUUAUGAGUAUGUUUCAGAAGGUCACAAAAGGUGAUGACAUGACCCCAGGACUGCAACCAACCUAAAAACAGGCCACUCACAAAGCAUCCAAAUUUUGAUCACGUGACCACGGGAAAUGCUGCAACAGUCAUAAGUCUGAAAAAUGGUUCUAAGUCACUUCAGUGCCAUUAAAACGGUUAUGAAUCAAAUGGUUCCAGGUUGAGGACAACCUGUACUUCAUUUCUACCUUAAACCUCCACUAUUGACCCGCAUUUAGCCCUGUGGCUAAAUACAAAAGUUACA
Molecule: messenger RNA, 2787 nt
Organism: Pseudonaja textilis
Lineage: Eukaryota; Metazoa; Chordata; Lepidosauria; Squamata; Elapidae
Gene: QTMAN
Product: queuosine-tRNA mannosyltransferase
Molecular function (GO): glycosyltransferase activity
Source: RefSeq, a predicted model, not a curated record